Didymodactylos carnosus is the source of this 771-nucleotide messenger RNA. The record is from the annotation of a GenBank genome assembly. NCBI's taxonomy places the organism in Eukaryota, Metazoa, Rotifera, Eurotatoria, Philodinida, Philodinidae.
AUGGGUAAUGCUGCUGGAUUGCAGGCAAAACUAUGGCUACCUCAAGCAUUAAAACCAGGAUUAUCGACAACGGGAAAUGGAAAAAUCGAAGUUGAAAAGGGAGACAUAACAGCCCAAAAAGUUGAUGUUAUUAUUGGGACUUCAUCAUCGGAAAUACUGAAAAAGGCGAUAAUAAAUGCGGCUGGCGAUGUAGUGAGAACUGCUGAUUGUCGUUCCCGUGAUUUGGUAGCAUCCGUUAAUUACAAACUACCCGAAACCUGGGUGCGAUCAACAGGGGAUAAAAUACUGUUUCCGGUAUCUAAAGCUAAUAAUGAAUAUGAAUCGAUUUGUACGGAUUUUGAUAAAGCAAUGAAAGGGAAAUCUAAGCAAAUGAUAAAAAUUGAACGAAUUCAAAAUGAACGAUGGUAUAUACAAUAUUUAGCACACAGCCAAGGUUUCAGAAAACGGCUAAACGGCGACACGGAAAUGCGUUUAUAUCAUGGCUGUUCUCAAGAAGCAGCAAAUGCAAUUAUACACAGUUGUUUUAACAGAAGUUUCGCUGGAAUGCAUGGUACUGCAUAUGGCUAUGGUGUUUACUUUUCUUCAAACGCAGCUUACAGUCACGACUAUACUAAUCCAAACUUCAAUGGGGAACGAUGUAUGUUCGCAGCGCGCGUUCUUAUUGGAAAAACAAUCCGAGGAAACAGUUCGAUGAGAACUCAACCUAUCGGAUAUGAUUCGACCACGGAUGAAAAACAUAUUUUCGUUACCUAUCAUGAUGCACAGGCCUAG